GUGGUUAAUCUGAAGUUGUUUGACGAGCUUGCAUGUUAGUGUUCUGUGUGUACAGUAUAUUAUGAGUGUUAUGCUUCAUAUGUUUGUGUAACUCACAUUCUAAAACCACUAAAUGAUCCUCCUCCGGAAGAGAUCUGAAAGUGUGAAGGCUUUUUUUUUUGUUUUCUUGGUAGGUUGAAAAAUAGCGUAUUUCCUCUCUACCUGAUACAGCAACUUGCACUCUAGUAUUCACACAGAGGCUUCCAGUCCUGUAAGCACAAUGGUAUCAGGUGGAGGAUUCUUUUACAUCUCUCUUUAAGUGCUCAUUGCAGUGGGAUGCUGUCUGGGCAAUAUGUUGGUGAUCUGGGCCAUGUGGAAAAGUGGAGCCCUGAACAAACCCACUUUCUGCUUGAUCGUGUCUCUGGCGGUGGCUGAGCCCUGAAGCGCUCAUGGUUCCUCGCCGCUGGAUACUGGCAUCUUUACUGGGCUUCUUACCCAUGUUUGGAUGGUACAACCAUGACACACUGACACGUUACAACUCCACCUCCAUAGACUGUCAGUUCACUGCUGUCAUUCCCAUUAUAUACCUGAUCCACUUUAUCUUUGAGGGCUGUUUUCUUCCUCCGUUGGCAGUCAUGAUUGCUUUGUACUGCUACAUCUUUUUAAAAAUUAGAAGUGGAAGAGCAGUUAUGUCAGCUGAAACCAGUACAUAUAAACAAAAGGAGCACCAACUGGCUACCUCUCUGGUUUUAGUCUUGGCUCUUUUUAUUGUUUGCUGGCUGCCGUUACACAUGAUACAAUCCAUCACAUACUAUAACCAGAGUAUACAUGUACCUCCCAUUGCUUUGUACUUUGGCAUUCUCCUCUCUCAUGCCAACUCGAUGGUAAACCCUGUAGUGUACGCCUUCAAAAUCCCUAAGAUAAAGCGGGAGUACGGGAAGAUUUGGAGGAGGGUGAUUGGUCAACAGCAGCAGGCAGAUACAAACAGUAGCAGGACUCCUGCUAGUAAUACCACUGACAGUCAUGAUGGAUGAGUUCAUGUGAAACCACAGUCCACAGGGGGAGCCAAUGACAUGACUCCACAGUACAAUAAAUACAGACUAAAGAGACACACACACACACACACACA
This is a messenger RNA of Cyprinus carpio (common carp), 1108 nucleotides long. Its product is annotated as adenosine receptor A3-like. The record is from RefSeq and is a predicted model, not a curated record. Gene Ontology annotation, molecular function: G protein-coupled adenosine receptor activity. Gene Ontology annotation, cellular component: membrane; synapse; dendrite. Gene Ontology annotation, biological process: G protein-coupled adenosine receptor signaling pathway. The transcript has a single exon. The coding region runs from base 429 to 1013 and encodes 194 amino acids. NCBI's taxonomy places the organism in Eukaryota, Metazoa, Chordata, Actinopteri, Cypriniformes, Cyprinidae.